This is a messenger RNA of Oreochromis niloticus (Nile tilapia), 823 nucleotides long. Its product is annotated as E3 ubiquitin/ISG15 ligase TRIM25-like. The record is from RefSeq and is a predicted model, not a curated record. Gene Ontology annotation, molecular function: zinc ion binding. The annotation marks the transcript as partial. NCBI's taxonomy places the organism in Eukaryota, Metazoa, Chordata, Actinopteri, Cichliformes, Cichlidae. The transcript has a single exon.
AACUGGCAAGCAGCUGAGUGUCAGAGUUGAUAAGCUUCAUUUACUGCAGGCUCUUUAAUAAACAAGCAUGGCGAGCUUUUAGCUUACAGUACAAACUCUGCUGAAGGAAACUGAAGCAAUCUUGAGUACCCUGGGACUGAGAAGAGAAAUGGCGAUAAAAAGAGUUGAUCUGGAUCAGGACACAUUCUCUUGUUCGAUCUGUUUGGAUCUAUUUAAGGAUCCGGGGACUAUUCCCUGUGGACACAGCUACUGCAUGAACUGUAUUAAUGGCUUUUGGGAUGGAGAGGAAAAGAAGAAAAUCUACAGCUGCCCUCAGUGCAGACAGACUUUCACAGCGAGGCCUGUCCUGGUGAAAAACAUCAUAGUAGCAGAUUUAGUGGAGGAGCUGAAGAAGACUGGACUCCAAGCUGCUCCUGCUGAUCACUGCUAUGCUGGACCUGAAGAUGUGGCCUGUGAUGUCUGCACUGGAAGAAAAAUGAAAGCAGUGAACUCCUGUCUGGUGUGUUUGGUCUCUUACUGUGAGAAACAUGUUAAGCUUCAUUAUGAAUGUCCUGCAUUUGACAAACACAAGCUGGUGGAGCCCUCCAAGAAGCUCCAGGAGAACAUCUGCUCUCGUCACGAUGAGGUGAUGAAGAUGUUCUGCCGUACUGAUCAGCAGAGUAUCUGUUAUCUCUGCCCUGUGGAUGAACAUAAAGGCCACGACACAGUCUCAGCUGCAGCAGAAAGGACUGAGAGGCAGAGAGAGCUGGAGGUGAGUCGACAAAACAUCCAGCAGAGAAUCCAGGACAGAGAGAAAGAUGUGAAGCUGCUUCAACAGGAGGUG